This is a messenger RNA of Fonsecaea erecta, 1230 nucleotides long. RefSeq lists its product as hypothetical. The record is from RefSeq and is a predicted model, not a curated record. The transcript has 3 exons. The coding region runs from base 1 to 1230 and encodes 409 amino acids. NCBI's taxonomy places the organism in Eukaryota, Fungi, Ascomycota, Eurotiomycetes, Chaetothyriales, Herpotrichiellaceae.
AUGUCAUCCUCUCAGAACUAUGUCUCUGAAAGGGUGCUGCUUGGGGUGGCAUACUCCAUGCUUGCGGUCACCAGCAUUGUCUUUUUGGCGAGGGCGCUGGUGAGAGUCCGUCAACCGAAGAGUUUCCAGGCGGAGGAUUUCUUCCUCUUGCUUGCCUACCUCUUCUUUCUCUCCCUCACCGUCAUGUACAUCGUCUUGACUCCCACCAUGUUCCGCGUCACGGACGCAACAACGGGCAAGAUACCAAUUUACCCCGAGAUCCUGGCCGACUCCCUCUUCAUGAUCAAGAUCUUCUUCGCCAACACCAUGAUCUUCUGGUUUACGCUAUAUUCGGUCAAGUUUGCCUUUUUGUGCCUCUAUCGCCGACUGAUGAUGGGCAUUCCGAUGUAUCUGCGCCUCUGGUGGGCGGCUGCAGCAUUUUGUGUCUUGACCUUGAUUGGCUGUGUCAUCACGAACUUUACCAGCUGCCACAGUAUGCACGCAUGGUUCACGCCAGGGUUGUGCACCGAGAAAAGAGACGUAGAUGCUCAGAUUGCUUCGCUCUACUACGCUUAUGCGGUGGACGUCUUGUCAGAUCUCUUCAUUAUGUUCCUCCCCCUGCGGCUGAUCUGGAAAUUGCAACGGCCGACGUCGCAAAAAGUCGGCAUUGGAGCUCUCUUCUGCGUCGGGCUGGUCUGUAUCAUCUUCGCCACCAUCCGCGUGGUCCAGAUUGGCGUCAAAUCCCAGGGCCACUCGACCCCGUCCUCAUCGUGGCUCGCCUUGUGGGCGGUCGUCGAGUCGGCGGUCACCGUCAUGGUGGGCUGUUGUCCGGGCCUGUACUCCAAGGCCAAAGAAGCACACUCGUCGCGCAAGACUACGUCCAACAAGAAGAGCGGCAUGGCCCCCUCCUACGGCUACGGCAGCCACGGCUACGCCAAGCAGGGCACCGCCGGCGGCAGCACGAGCAUGGGGACCAACAACCGCAACAGCCGCGCACCCAAUGGAGACAUCGAGAUGGGCCACCUCCCCACCCGAGUGACGGGCGGCGGGCAGACAAAGCGGUGGAAGGACAAGAUGAGCAGCAUGACAGACACGUUUUGGGCCAACGACAGCUCCAGCCAGGAGGAGCUCAACACCAACAAGCAGAUAUACGUCAACACGAGCAUCGAGAUCAAGGACGAGGAGGAAGCGGACCGCGCCGCCAGCCGCAGGAACGACGCCGAUUACCACUAUCCCAAGAGUCCGGUUUGA